AAGCUGUAUUCCAAUCAUAAUCUAAGUAGAAAGAUGUCCAAUACAAAACAAGUGAAAGAGUUUUCAACACCAACUACUAAUGUAGUUCAAAUAGAAAGCAGUGUUGCUUUAAAGAUUAUUAAACAUGCUACUGACUACUAUCCAACACUUGUUUCUGGUCCAUUACUAGGUGUAGAUAAAGAUGAAACUUUAACUGUUUCUCACUCAUUUCCUUAUUCUAUAUACAACGAGUCGAUCGAAGGUUCUUCGUUCAAACUGAAGACCAACCAAAGAUUUCAAAAUGAAUUACUUGAAUUAUCAAAGAAUACUGGUGUUGCUGCUCAAUUUAUAGGUUGGUAUCAAUGUUCGGUUUCUUCAAACUUUUUCAAUAACCAUAUUAUCGAUUCUUUAUUAUCAUUACAAAGAAGCAACCCUAAUGCAAUUCUUAUUAUUCAUGAUUCAUCCAAAAUUAAUACUAAUUCUGUUUUAUCGUUAAGAGCCUUCAGAUUAAGUGAAGCCUUUUUAAAUGUUUAUAAAGCUGCAAAUAAUAGUACCAACAAGUUUAGCACUGCAUUGCUAUUAGAAAAUAACUUGACUCAUGAAAAUAUCUUUGAAGAAUUACCUGUUUCGAUUCAUAACUCUCACUUAGUUUCAUUGAUGUUACAUCAAUUAUUAUCUGAAAAUGAAUCAUCACUAAAUACUCAAGAUUACAAUCAAAUUUAUAAAAAUAAUGACAUUGUUUCGAACAGUUUUGACUCAUUAAGUUUAAAUAACUCGAAAUAUUCUACAGGAAUUAUAGAUAAAUUAUUUGAUUCAGUUGAUUCUUAUCAUUAUGAUUUAAAUAACUACAAUUAUUAUCAAAGACAAUUAUCAAGAGAAUUGCAAAAAAUUCAACAAUGGAAAGCCAAAUCCAAGAUUGAAAACGCUAAUAGAGUUAAAAAUGGUCAAAAGGAAAUUGAUUUAGAGAAUGAUUGGAAAUCAAUCUAUAAGUUACCAAAUGAACCACAAAGAUUUACAAACUUAUUAGUUUCUGCUAGCAUUACUGGGUUUUGUAAAGAUCUUGAGGUUAAUACAACUUCUGAAUUGAUUAAAAGUUUUGCUAUUCAGAAAGGUUUAGAUAUUUAAAAAAUGAAAUUAAAUUUUAGAUUAAAUUUUUCGGUUUUUUUAUCCCAUUAUUUUAUCUUAUAUUUUAUUAUCCAUAUGUUUUAAUAAAUUUCCAUUAUUUUUUUUUGCUUGAAGCGUGU
Messenger RNA from Ascoidea rubescens DSM 1968, 1223 nucleotides. RefSeq names its product eukaryotic translation initiation factor. Gene Ontology annotation, molecular function: translation initiation factor activity; protein binding; metallopeptidase activity. The record is from RefSeq and is a predicted model, not a curated record. The transcript has 2 exons. Gene Ontology annotation, cellular component: eukaryotic 43S preinitiation complex; cytoplasm; eukaryotic translation initiation factor 3 complex. The coding region runs from base 34 to 1104 and encodes 356 amino acids. NCBI's taxonomy places the organism in Eukaryota, Fungi, Ascomycota, Saccharomycetes, Ascoideales, Ascoideaceae.